GAGAAAAUGAUGUUGCAGGUUACAACUCUUAGUCAUCUCAAAGACCUCUGAUUGUUGUAUGGGAAAGACCUCUGAUUGUUGUAUGGGGACUGCAGUCAUGAAGACCAACAUGCUGGUUUUUGGUUCUCUGUAUUUGCUGCUUGGUUGGAUGCUUCCUCUAUGCGCCUGCAAGACCUCUGGCAUCUUCAUUACGAAAGAUGAUCAGUCCAUCCCCCUGGACAUGGUUGACAAUUCAGUUGAUGAUAUGUACUCUACCUGCGCUACAAAGAUGGAAGCAAAGGUCAAGGGCACAUACUUCAAAAAGGAAAUGAAGAACUUCAAAAACAUGUGGAUAACAGCAGAAAAGUGUGCAGAGAAGAAAAUCAAAGAAAGAGAGAAAGGCGAUGAGGCUUUAACAAAAGAUCACCUGAAAGCAAUUUGUGCGUACACAGCUGGAGGACCAGAAAACUUCUAUAGGACAUUCAACGAAGCAGUCCGGACCAACAGAACCCAGUAUGGUUCGAAUUUUUCAUUCCAUUCUUUACAUUUCUGGCUGACCAGAGCGAUACAGAUCCUCAAAACCAGUGACGGUAAAUGUCACACAACCUUCCGCAGAACCAAUUCCAAAUUCACCGGCGUUGUCAGCAAAGUGAUUCGGUUUGGCACUUUUACCUCUACCUCCAGCUUAUCAACUCUGACAAGCUUUGGUAAGACUACAUGCUUUAAAAUUAGAACCUGCCACGGGGCUUAUUUGAAAAAAUACCCAAAGCUCGGAGACAGAGAGCAAGAGGUGCUCAUUCCACCUUAUGAGACGUUCAAAAUAAUCAGCAAAGACAAACCCAUGAAACAACUUUCCGACUGUAACACUGUUUACAUUCUGAAUAGCACCGGUGUCCAGAGCAAUCUUGACUGCCAAAUUACAGAAUAAAUACUUUGGUGAUUGUUUUUCUCUCUCACUCACUCUCUUUUAAACCCGUAAUGCUGUAACUAUGUAUUUUAAACUAAAUUUACACUUCUGGCAUUUUAAAACAAUGUUAUUCACAAAAAUCACAUAGCAGUGAAGGACUUAGAGAUGUUUUUUUGAUGCUGUGUAUUUUUCUUUUUUUUUUUGGUGAAUACACAGCAUCAUGACCUCCAAAGGAAAAUCAGGUCUGGUUUAAAGUUGUGGGGAAGAUUAAAGAAGGGUUAUUAAGCUUUAAAACAACAUCCCUACAACCCUUGAACAUGUCAAAAGCGCUGUUUAAUCCAUCAUCUGGAAAAGGAAAGAGUUGGGGGUUUUUACUGCAUGGGAAUAUAUUUUUCAGAAGACAAUAAUUUUUUACAUGUUUUACCAGUAGUAUUGUGUUUGUAAAGCCUAUAAAAUAAUGAAUACAUUAUUUUAAUCAUUUUACUGCAUUCUGUAAGUUCAAUAAAUUGCCUUUGAGCUUUGAUAAA
Messenger RNA from Xiphophorus couchianus (Monterrey platyfish), 1413 nucleotides. RefSeq names its product erythroblast NAD(P)(+)--arginine ADP-ribosyltransferase-like. The record is from RefSeq and is a predicted model, not a curated record. The transcript is spliced from 3 exons. Lineage: Eukaryota; Metazoa; Chordata; Actinopteri; Cyprinodontiformes; Poeciliidae. Gene Ontology annotation, molecular function: NAD+-protein-arginine ADP-ribosyltransferase activity; NAD+ poly-ADP-ribosyltransferase activity. The coding region runs from base 59 to 907 and encodes 282 amino acids.